AUGAAAUUCGCGUCCUUCCCAAAUAUCUUCACUACUCGGGGAGGCGCCCAGUCGCGUGUUGAAGACAUUGAAUCGCGGGUGCCAACACGCCUUACGACUGAUCCCAUGGACGACUUCUUCGGUGCCCACAAAGGCAUUUCCAAGUCUGGCAAUCACCAAGGCAGACAUGUAACGCCCUCAACCCCUACAAAGGACAUCGCGCUACCGCCGCCCGCAUACGCGUACUCGCUUCCAAACAGUUGCCGCAAUGACACUCUGGUAGAUGCCCGUGAACCACCGAGCUACACGCAGCAGAGGAUCUCAUAUGAACCGGUCACCUUAGCUCAAUAUAUGUUCAAAUUUGGUUUCAUUUUUCCACCACUGUGGUUUCUGUCGAUUUUCAUACUCAUAAUGCCCCUCACUGCGCCUCCUGACUGGGAGCUGAACAAGACAAUUGCGGAGCGUCAAGCACUGCUCGAUGCGAUGCGCAACGCCGAGCGCAAAUGGGCAUGGAGGAGCGUCACUGUAGCUAGUUUGUUGAGCGCGGUAAUCAUCAUCAUCGUUGUUAUUGUCGUCUCGGUCGCACGUUAA
Molecule: messenger RNA, 570 nt
Organism: Heterobasidion irregulare TC 32-1
Lineage: Eukaryota; Fungi; Basidiomycota; Agaricomycetes; Russulales; Bondarzewiaceae
Exons: 2
Coding region: 1-570 (189 amino acids)
Source: RefSeq, a predicted model, not a curated record